Fonticula alba is the source of this 1110-nucleotide messenger RNA. RefSeq lists its product as hypothetical. NCBI's taxonomy places the organism in Eukaryota, Rotosphaerida, Fonticulaceae. The record is from RefSeq and is a predicted model, not a curated record. The transcript is spliced from 3 exons. Bases 1 to 1110 code for a protein of 369 amino acids.
AUGACGGGCAUCGAUGGCGCCGACAUCCGGUGGUACCUGCGGUACUACUCGCCGACGACCCUGGUCCCGGAGUCCAACUGGACCCCGCUGGGCGAGGCCCCGGCGGAGCUGCAGUAUGGCCGGCUGACCCUGCACCAGUAUCUGACGCAGCGCCUGCCGGAGGGGUCGCCCGUGGCCGCCCUGGCCCGGGCGGCCAUCUUGCCCAGUAAUGGCAUCGGCGCCGGCAACAGUAAUGGCAUCGGCAUCGGCGCCGGCAUCGGCAUCGGCCCCGGCCCCGGCAUCGGCCCCGGCAUCGGCCCCGGCAUCGGCCCCGGCAUCGGCCCCGGCAUCGGCAUCAGCAUCAACAUUAGCGCCGGCAUCAGCAUCAACAUUAGCGCCGGCACCGGCAUCAACAUUAGCGCCGGCACCGGCAUCAACAUUAGCGCCGGCACCGGCAUCAACAUUAGCGCCGGCACCGGCAUCGGGUCCGGUCACUUCCGUCACCUGGCCACUGGGUGUCGUGCUGCUUGGCCUCCGGCCGAUGCCGACACCCACCGAGGUGGCCGCACAUGUCGGGGGCCUGCCGCGGGAUAUCUCUCACGCUCGGCACUCUCGCUGUCGAAUGACGAGAUUCGGGCCCUCCGGCGCCUGGGCGGCGAGGUCCACCCGGCCGGCGGGCGCAUGCGCCACACGGUCCGGGAGAUUGCCCGGGCGAUGGACCUGCCGCCGGAUCGCACGUACUGCCUCCUGCACCGGUACUGCCCGGAGUACUUCUUCCUGGCGCUGCCGGCGGAGGCCGGGUCCGGGCCCGGGGGGAUGUACGUGCCGGAGGGCAAGCUGGGCGAGCUGGUGUCGGCGGUGAUCGGCCGGCACCCGGCGCCGAUCCUGCACCAGGUGGCGGCGGAUCUGGGGUGUGCCCUGCCGCAGGUGGUGAACUCCCUGCGGGCGCAUGCCAGCCAAGCCGGGCUGCCCUUCAAGGUGCCCUUCUUCGCCAAGCACAGCACGUUCCGGCGCUAUGAAAUCAUCCAAGCGCGGAGGAGCUUCCCGCACGCUACCCUCCAAGAGCUGUCUCAGACUCUGGGCAUCACUCGCCAGACCCUCGCCAGGGAGUUGGCCAAUGCCGAUGCCUAG